Molecule: messenger RNA, 1473 nt
Organism: Cotesia congregata
Lineage: Eukaryota; Metazoa; Arthropoda; Insecta; Hymenoptera; Braconidae
Source: the annotation of a GenBank genome assembly
AUGCAUUUAUUUAAAAAUAUUAGAUAUACGUCACAGUUUAUUUUAUCAAAUUAUAAAAAACUAAUAAGUAAUACCUGUAAUAAUAAUUUAACUUCAUUGUGUGUCAAAAGAUUUUUACAUGCAUACGAAGAUGAAUCAGCGAAUGAAGAUCCUUCCGUCAACACGGAGUAUGCAGAAUUAUCUAAUGAGUACUUGAAUCCAGCUCAAAAUGGACACGGAGUUUUAGUAUUGCAGCCGUUUAUUAAGUGGGGCACUGACAAAAAACGCAAUACAAAGCCUGAGCUGCAAUUAGCUGAAGCAGAAGCAUUAAUAAGAACAUUACCACGCUGGACAGUCGUCGAUUCUUUAUGCAUAUCACUAAUGACAUUGACGAAAAAGAAACUUUUAGGUAAAGGUAAUUUAAAAAUGCUUGAAGAACGUGUUAAACAAAAUUCACGAAUAACUGCUGUAUUUGUAAGCAUGAAUCUUUUACGGCCAGUGCAGAUUCAUCAGUUAGAAAAUUUACUUGGCGUCUCGGUUUACGAUCGUUAUUCAAUAGUCAUCCAAAUAUUUCGUGAACAUGCUAAAACCCCGGAAGCUAAAUUGCAAGUAGCACUUGCUGAGUUGCCUUACAUAUGGAAAAAAAUAACUUGGUUAAACGAAGACAGCGAAGGUCGAAUAAAUUUGUCCGAGAAAAGAAAGUUUGUUCUUCAUGCUCGCGAAUCUAAAUUACGGACUGCGUUAAAUAAAUUAAAGGAACACCGAAAAUUAAUUCGUAACAAUAGAAUGAGUAAAAAAAUACCGACGGUUGCGAUUGUUGGUUACACAAAUGCUGGUAAAACUUGUUUAAUAAGAGCAUUGAGUGAUGACAAGUCAUUGGUUCCCCAAAAUAAAUUAUUCGCGACACUUGAUACGACAACUCAUGAAGGUUUAUUGCCAUGCAGAUUGAAAGUUUUAUAUAUUGAUACUAUUGGAUUUAUUCAAGACAUACCAGAGGGACUUAUUGAACCUUUUGUUGCGACAUUUGAGGAUGCAAUAAUAGCUGAUGUCAUUGUUCACGUUUAUGAUGCUAGUCAUCCGGAUAAAGAAGCUCAAAUAGAUCAUGUCAGGCAGACACUUGAUAAUAUAAUGACUGAAUUGGAGAUACCGAAUAAACCGAUAAUUGAAAUUGCUAAUAAGUGUGACAUUGCACCCAAAGGCAGUGUACCUGACGAUGUUACAGCAAUUUCAGCUCUUAAGCUAACAGGUAUUGAUUUACUGAGAAGACAAAUAGAAAAACACAUACUAGAAGUAACUGGUCGUAAAUCAUUAAAAAUACGCGUACUCGCUGGAAGUAACAUCGCUGCUUGGUUGUAUAAAGAAACUACUGUUACAGAUAGUGAAGCUGAUUAUGAUAAUCCACAGUACAUGUUUAUAACGUCACUUGUUACUGAGGAACAAAUGCAUCGGUUUAAAAAAUUUAUAAAACAACAAGCUGCUAAUCGUGAAACUUGA